UACGAACCCUAAACAAUGGCCUCUCCAGACAAACCCAUAAACACAGACGUCCCAGAAAAAAACGCUUUUGCCCUCCACUUCCUCCAAACCCUCUCAAAUCUCAGAACACAAAACCCUUUCAAUUCUCCUAACAAAACAAACGAUCGUGUGACGAAGAUAAAGAAAGCUGCGUACGUAUCCAUGGCCAGAGCAGCCGGAGGGACUAAUCGGCUGUGGAGCAGAGCCCUCUUGCGCCGAGCCGCCAAAGAAGACAACAAGAUCGUAAGAUUGAGGAAGAAGAGAGUGACGUGGCAGAGAAGGAGAAGGAACCAGAGAGCUCCGGAGGUGGAGAGGCUGAGGAAGCUUGUUCCGGGAGGCGGAGGAAUGGAGACGUCAAAGCUGAUGGAAGAGACGGCUCAUUACAUCAAGUGCCUUUGUAUGCAGGUCAAAGUCAUGCAGUGUCUCGUUGAUGGCUUAUCUCCGAAAUGAUCAUCAAUACAUCAUCAUCAUCAUUGAUGCAUAUAGAGAUAUACGACAUACAUAGUAUUGGAAGAAUGGGGUGAUCAUGUCCCAUAUAUACAUAUGUGUAUAUAUUAUUAUAUGUAUACAUACGUGUAAGAUAGGAUACAUAUAUGAAAUGUGUGGAUAUGUAUGAGCCGAUAAGUAAAGAAAGAUUUUUUCUUUUUCUUUUCUUUUCUUGAAAUUUUGAAACUAUUGGAAUUUUAUAUUUAAUUGUCAUGCCGGUUUAAGUUGGUAUUGCUUUGUGUAUAAUUUUUUUUAUAAACAUUAGGG
Eutrema salsugineum is the source of this 771-nucleotide messenger RNA. Its product is annotated as transcription factor IBH1. Lineage: Eukaryota; Viridiplantae; Streptophyta; Magnoliopsida; Brassicales; Brassicaceae. Gene Ontology annotation, biological process: regulation of DNA-templated transcription. The coding region runs from base 16 to 468 and encodes 150 amino acids. The record is from RefSeq and is a predicted model, not a curated record. The transcript has a single exon. Gene Ontology annotation, molecular function: protein dimerization activity.